GGCGGCCGUGACAGGGAGCGGGGCCGGGGCGGCUCCCGCCUUGGUGCUGAGGAGCCGCCGGGUGCGCGGGGCCGCUCCGCAGCGGGCGGCUGCAGGGGGGCGGCUCCGUGACGGGCUGCGCGGGCACCCCGCGGCGCUGCACGGCACGGCCGGGGGAAGGGCGGCAGCACGCGGCUCCUGGCGGCUCCUGGGGUGCGUCGUGUGCCGCCCGGCACAGGUGUGUUUUGUGAGGAUCCUAGCGCUCCAUCACUCCUCACCUCAUCAGCCUGCUGUAAACCAGCUGCACCUCGCAGAUCAGGCAGCACAGGAGCUGGGCUGCAUAUUAUAUCCGCACAGGGCUUCCACCGGUGCUGAGCCGUCCUCACCUGGUCAUUCCUUCCCAUAACAGCAGGCUUAAGCAGCCAAAGAUGAGUCGUGGAUUUUCAGAAAACAAUAACUUUCCCUAUGACAAUAACCAAAUGGUUUUGGAUAUGAUCCUGUGCUCCCUAAUCGGUGUUCCCCAGCCUAUCAACUGGGACAGCGUGGCAAGGCUCGUUCCAGGAUAUACAUCCAAGGAGUGUGCAAAAAGGUUUGAUGAACUAAAAAGCAGUGGAAGUUCACCCGUUGACAACCAGUAUAAUCCCCUGAUGGCUGCUGGUGGGAAUCCUGUGGAAACUUUAGCCACGUACAUCAAAUCCUCCUUGCUCAAUACACAGACAGAGUUUCAGGAGCCUGCUAUUGGGCAGGAUUCCAUUACAAUAACUGGAAGGCCCAGCACAACCUCUGCAAGGAAUUGUUCAUCAGAAUCUGAGAAAGGUCCUGUGCAUAACAGUGGAGAAAACGCUGACGAAAGCCAAGGGCCAAACAUGGUGAUACAUGUGUGUGAUGAAGCAAAAAACCUCAAAGAAGAUUUUGUUUGUCCUCGAGACCUUUUGAUAUCAGAAAUGAAAUACUUUGCUGAAUAUCUGUCAGUGGAUGCCCAGCGCUGGGAGGAGGUGGACAUUUCCGUGCACUGUGAUGUUCACAUCUUUGACUGGUUGAUAAGAUAUGUUAAAAGGAACACCAAAGAUUGCGAAGCUAAUGAUAUGCCCACUCUAGAACCAGCAAAUGUCAUAUCAAUUCUUAUUUCUUCUGAGUUUUUGAAGAUGGAUUCAUUAGUAGAAAAAUGUAUUCAUUAUUGCCACAAAAAUAUGAAUGCUAUUGUAGCCACACCAUGUAAUAUGAAUUGUAUCAAUGUUAACCUUGUCACAAAUAUUGCUGAUCUCUUCACGCACAAUGAAGUGGAAGAGCUGAAGGACAAGAGAGAUAAAUUCAAAAGUAAACUGUUCUGCAAGAAGAUUGAGAGACUAUUCGAUCCAGAGUACGUAAAUCCAGAUUCUCGGGGAAGCGCUGCAACAUUAUACAGAUGCUGUUUAUGUAAAAAGCUGCUAACUAAAGAAACUGAAAGGAGAAUUCCAUGUGUCCCAGGAAAAAUCAACAUAGAUCAACAUGGGAAUAUUGUCUUUGUACAUAUAAGAGAUAAAACCUGGGAAGUCCAUGAGUACUUAAUUGGCCUUCAUGAAGAAUUAAAAUCUUGGCGUGAUGUUUAUUGGCGUCUCUGGGGGACUGUCAAUUGGUUGACCUGCUCAAGAUGUAAUCAAUGUUUCCUGUGUACUGAAUUCUCCCAUUGCCAGUACCAUCCACAGCCAGUUCUUUAUCCAGGUGUAGCAAGUGCUCUGGGCUCAACUGGGACAGGAGUAUAUCCCUGUUGUAACCAAAAAGUGCUUCGAUUUGAUCCUACUACCCUCCCAAAGGGCUGUCAAGUGAGGGAUCACAUGGUCGGCUCGCCCUCAGGAAAUGAAGAUGAGGAUGAUUUAUCAUCUCAGACUACUAAAAUACUGAAUGAUUUGCUCCAUCAUAGAGACGUUAUUGUUGUUCCUUUCACUAAGGAUGAGAAUAGUGACUCUGGCAUUGGGCUCUGUGAUGAAAAAGGCAUUGAAUGUGACGUACUCGUAGAGCCAAAUACACCGUGGGGCCCCAAAACUGGAGAAGUCAAUGCUUUUCUUUCUCUGAAGAACUGGACUUUACAACUGAAACAGCAGUCAUUGUUAUCUGAAGAAGAGGAGUAUACCACUGGCUCAGAGAUCACUGAGGAUGAAGUGGGGGAUGAAGAAGAAGUAUGCAGGAAACCAGGGAGAAAGGAGAAAUUAAAGAAAUUCUACAAGCACCCAAAGAAAGUGCUUUCUUCACCUAGUAUUCAGAAAAAGGAGAAGGCAUCUGAGAAGUCAAGUUCCCGAGAUGCAUCUCCUUUCAUCGUGAGUAUGCAGCAGAACAAAUGGGAUGCCUCCAGGUCACUAAGAUUCAAUCAAGAUGCUCAAAGAGAAGAUGAUCAGAGAAGAAUGUCUGAGAUUACAGGGCACUUAAUAAAAAUGAGACUGGGAGACCUUGAUCGAAUCAAAUCAAAAGACAGCAAAGAAUAUGCAGGAGGUAUUUAUUCUAGACUUGAAGCUCAGAUAAAGGCCUCAGCGCAUGUCAGUACCCGACAAAUCAAUGCUGAGAAGAAUGCCAGGUCAAAAUCCCGUUUUGGUCAAGGCCGUCCAACAUAAGGAUUUAUGGAAAAACUGUAGCUGGAAUACUUCACUGCUUCCUGAAGCUAUAUGGCACUUUGAUAUACGGAGAAUGCGUAUCUCCAAAAGCUUUGACUUGAUAAGCAGUGACUUAUUUAUUACUUUUCACUUUGUAAAUUAUUUUGUGUGAUAAAUGAAUGCAAGUCCAAUAAGGUCUGUACUUAUUUCAAUUGUAAAUAUACUAUUUCUUAUAUUUAAAUUUAAUUGCUUUUUAGGCUAUUGUGUUGAGUUGCAUAGAAAAUAUUUUAUAAACAUACAAAGUUAACUUAUUCAACUAACUUUAUUUAUGGGGAAGACAAAUAUUUCUUUUGGUAUGAUAGAAAUAGUAAAAAGGAAAAAGCAAGACUACUGAAUUCUGAGUACAGUCAGCAGUGUUAAUACUGCUAAAAUAUAUAUAUGUAUAUUUAUGUUGCAUUUGAUAGUAUGUUUUAGGUCAGUCUUCUGGGGAUUUGCAUUUAAAGUCAGUGACAAUACAGUAGCUGUGACUUAGAUUAGUUUAAGCAGUUUAAUGCAGUUCUGAGGCUUCCUUCUGUAUAGCCACACAAUUCCCAUUGAUGUGAAGGUGGGUAUCAGGUGGAGACUAGACCUCUGAAGAUUAUUGAAAUACUGUGAUGAUGCAGUAUCUCAUCUUGCAUGUGGAACACUUGCUUUACUUGCAUGUGAAAUUAAUUCUUAUUUCUAUAUCAUACCUGAUUCCUCUUGCACAAUACAAUGUUUUGUUCCCGUCUGAUGUCCAGACCUUAGGAGGCAAAGCAGUUCCGUCUCUUUGCCUUACCACUAAAUUACCUAGCAGAUAAGUUAUUAAUUAGCCAUCUUCAAAUGAGAGGAAUCAUUAGGACAAUUUGUGCAUAUAGAUAUUUUGGGUCUAGUUUCUAUCUGAAACCUGCCUCAAUAACACUGUUUAGAAGUCAGAUGCACUUUCAAGUUCCGUAUUUGGAGCAAUAGAAUACAAGUUUGUGUAUAUGUCAAAUCUAGGGCUACCAAAAUGAAAUAAGUUGCCUAGAAAAUAAUUCAUAUAUGAGCAAAGAAAAUGGCAAUAAUGGCAAUAAUAAUGGCUGAAUUCAAGUAAACACAUUCUGACUUUUUUGAAACAGGUAGAAAGAGCGCUCAGGGAAAGUUUAUUCUGGACCACAGCUGUAAAAAAACAAAACAAAAAAAAAAAGUGAGUUUGGUGUAAUUUUAAGUCUGCAAGAUCCUGGGGGGAAGGACAGGGUGGGACAAGGAGAGGGAGAUCAUCAUUGAAAUGCACUCUUCUCUCCACUCAGGCCUUUUUGUUUGUCUUGUUUCUUGAGAAUUUUCAGUAGGCAUUAGAAGACUAUGAUAGCAAUACUUGAAAAUAUUGCUUUCAAUGUGGAAGAUUUUUUAAUAAAUUAAAAAUGAAUGUUUAUUAUGUGUUUUGUCCAAUGCAAAUUCAGAGCCCAAAUGAAACUAACGGGCAAAACUGUGCAUUUCAGUGGCUUUGACCUGUAUUUAAGGAAGUAAGGCUUUACUAAUGCCUCAGGUCUGUUUGCAAGUAGUACUGCAGCUUUAGGCCAUUAUAAUAAACAUUGAAAGACUGAUUGUUGUAUGCUGAAAGAGAAAGUAUUUAAAAUCCACUGAAUAAAAAAAAUAAUUAACAGAACAAGGGUUUUGCUACAAUACUGUAGCUUCUGAUAGAGGAUUAUUCCAAAUAGUGAACUUUGCCAUAAAAGUUGCAGGCUGCAUGUGUGUGUGUGUUGUUUUCUUAAAACUACUGACUAGAAAAGGAGGGAAAAUCCUUCUGGUUUUGUUUUGUGGGGAAAAAGCUAGUUUUAUGUGCCAGUAUUGUUAUAUUCAAAAGUAUUUUUGAGCAUAUAACAAUAGCAUACAUGAUAUGCGGUCUUUUUUCCCCCCUUGCCUACCACCUUGAAUUUUUAUCUUGUAUUAAUUUUGAAAAUUGUCUUGGUUUAAUGGAAAUAAAAGUUACUGAUUUAAGAA
Molecule: messenger RNA, 4541 nt
Organism: Anas platyrhynchos (mallard)
Lineage: Eukaryota; Metazoa; Chordata; Aves; Anseriformes; Anatidae
Gene: SANBR
Product: SANT and BTB domain regulator of CSR
Source: RefSeq, a predicted model, not a curated record